UACUUUUAAUUGUCUGCCUCCUAUCUAUGACCACUCAACCAGUCUCUUCUUCUCCUUCUUCUUCUUCUUCUUUCACUCAUGGAGAGCACGUGAGUUUGUUUAAGCCUUAAGCUAUUUGUCAUGCAUAUAAGCUUUGUUCUUACUGUAUCGUUUUAUUAAGAAAGAAAAUCAAUACAAAAUCAGAUAAGAUUCUCUCUGCUUCUUCAAUUCUUCAAUGUUCUCCUUAAAAUCCUUAUUCAGGCUUAUGGGGAGUUCCCCAUUGCCAAUUGAUUCUGGGGUGGAACCUCAACUUCCUUCAGAUCUGCCCCCUACGACCACUCAACCAGUCUCUUCUUCUCCUUCUUCUUCUUCUUUCGCUCCUGAUUCAUCAUGGACAUAUGAUGUGUUUUUGAGUUUUAGAGGUGAGGAUACACGCACCAAUUUUACAGAUCAUUUGUACAAGGCGUUGUGUGAUAAGGGCAUCUACACCUUCAUUGAUCGAGAGCUUGUAAGAGGAGAAGAAAUACCGCCAGCCCUUGUCAAAGCAAUUGAAGAAUCAAGAAUUUCUGUCAUUGUAUUCUCUGAAAACUAUGCAUCUUCGAGGUGGUGCUUGGAUGAACUUGUCAAGAUCCUUCAAUGUAAACAAUCAAAGCAACAAGUAGUCUUGCCCAUUUUUUACAAGGUGGAUCCGUCGGAUGUGCGAAACCAAACAAGUAAAUUUGGUGACGCAUUUGAAGGCCUUAUUCAAAGGAAAUUCAAGGAUGACAAGGAGAAAGUGCUCAUAUGGAAGGAAGCUCUUAGACAAGCAGCAAAUUUGUCCGGACAUACUUUCAAGGAUGGAGAGUACGUAUAUUUCUAUCUUUAUCAUUUUCAUGUUUAAUUUUUUUCUCUCUUCUUUCUCAUUACUGUUUGUUACACAUUUAAUUGUUACUCAUUAUUAAAGAAAAGUAUCCUUUUGUAAAAAUAUUAAAUUGUAGGGAGAAGAUCUUUAUUUUAAUUUUUUGUGUAUUUUUAUA
This is a messenger RNA of Prunus dulcis (almond), 995 nucleotides long. Its product is annotated as disease resistance protein RUN1-like. The record is from RefSeq and is a predicted model, not a curated record. Lineage: Eukaryota; Viridiplantae; Streptophyta; Magnoliopsida; Rosales; Rosaceae. The transcript has a single exon. Gene Ontology annotation, biological process: signal transduction. The coding region runs from base 215 to 859 and encodes 214 amino acids.